Messenger RNA from Theileria annulata, 1044 nucleotides. RefSeq lists its product as uncharacterized. NCBI's taxonomy places the organism in Eukaryota, Apicomplexa, Aconoidasida, Piroplasmida, Theileriidae. The record is from RefSeq and is a predicted model, not a curated record. The coding region runs from base 1 to 1044 and encodes 347 amino acids. The transcript is spliced from 10 exons.
AUGGAUUCUGAAGAAUCUGAAGUGACAAAUUUAGAGUCUAACCCCAAAACUCCUACAAACUAUGUAGAUAAACGGUUUUCUAAACGUCGACCUCAGAGCUUAAGAAGUGAGACAAACUCUAAGCUAUUGCAGUUGGGGAAGACUCUUCUUUCAUACAACACUGAGGACACUAAUAAGUAUGCCAUUGAAAUCGCAACCAUAUUUCUGAGUUCUAUUCCUCCUGAAGCCCAUAUUCCAGAUGAUUUACUCAAUUACAUUAUAUCAAUAUUCCACAUAUAUUUUAAAAAUGAAUCUGUUGAUAAACUUUUCAAUAAAUUUUUAACGAUUUCUGCUACUUCAAGCCCGCAACUGAGGCCUUUGAUAUUGGAGCAUUUGGUACGUUUGUUAGCUCUAAAAAGGGACUAUUCCGGGAUAGUCAAUGAGGUCACUAGAAGGUGUAAUGAAUGGAAUUUGGAAAUUCAUGAAAUAGCAAAACACUAUAAAUGGGUUGUAAAACAUAUUGAUAUACUUACUAACUUUGAUCAAGAGGAUGCUCCUCCAGAUUUUAUAGUGGAGUUGGAGGAUGUACUAGUAACAUAUUUAGAAUAUGAGAGACUACCAAAUAAGAAUUUACUGAGUUUGUAUACUAGGAUUUGUGGUUCCAAAUCACUCGACCUAAUAAAUAGAUAUAUCACAGUGUUUCCAAGAAUUUACUUUUUACGGUUCUGCAGACUUAAACUUCUAUUGAAUGAUUCAAAUUCUGACAAAUUACUCAUCGAAGAAGAUUUGAUAAAUUUUGUUGAGCUUUCGGGCUAUUCUUCCCUUAGUGUGGAGUUUUUAAACAUUUACAACCGAUUUGUUUCUACCGACAAGUUGAUUCCUUUGUUAUUCAACACUGCAGUUACUGUUCCUCAUAUAAACAGAAACUGGGAUAUUUUAUACAAAAUUAUUAAAAGUCGAAGGGAUAAAGAUACAGUUAUGGACACCAUAAAAAGAUCAUCACUCGUAUCAAUUUUCAACUCCCCAAGUAAUAAAUUCAGUUAUUUAAAAUAUUUUGAUAGAUAA